AACAGCAAACUUUCUUGAGCAAUUAUUUCCACAACUUUUCUUCUAUUUUGUGGAAAUAACUAAUAAUCCAAAUUGAGUCAACUAACAUUUUAUUUACAUUAAUACUGAUCAGUUAUCCUUUUCUGUUUCGUUAAUUUAUUUAUUUAUUUUGAGAUCUUUGUGCUGUAUAUAAUGCAGUAAAUUUGGCAAUCAAUCAAACAAAUCAAUUUUCCAAAUCCCUUCAAAGCAGUGCAUAGUAACAAGAUAUAUGGAGAAUCAAAUUUUCUUAUUGAUUCUUCUCUUUCUAGUUCAAUAUUUUUCUGUUUCUAUAUCAGCUGCUUCCUCAAAUGAAACAGAUCAACAAGCUCUACUAGCUUUCAAAAAUCUUGUUACAAGUCCUAGUCAUUUAUUGGCCACUAAUUGGACCACGAAUACUUCUUUUUGCUCUUGGUUCGGUGUCGCGUGCAGUCCAAAAAGGCAAAGGGUUGUCGCCUUGGCUCUUCCUGAUAUGUAACUUCAAGGCACAAUUUCCCCAUCUUUGGCCAAUUUGUCCUUUCUAAGUGUGCUCAAUCUCGGGAACAACAGCUUCCAUGGUGGCAUCCCUUACGGACUUGGCCACUUGCCUCGCUUGCGAGUCAUUGACAUUCAGAACAAUCAGCUAGAAGGAAGUAUUCCAACUAGCCUAUUUCAAAACCAGAAAGUUCAAAAGAUUUCAUUGGCUUACAAUAGUCUUUCUGGUCCUCUCUUGCUUGAUGAAGGGAAUAUAGUGUCAAAUCUAGAGUUUUUAGGUAUAUCUCACAACAAAAUUUCUGGCCACAUUCCUUCCAGCAUUUGCCAACUCACAGAGCUCAAAGUGUUGUCCAUAUCUUUCAACAAGAUAACUGGAGAUUUACCCAAAAAUAUUAGUUGUUUAUCCACACUCGAGGGGUUUUAUGUUGGCGAAAAUCCAAUAACAGGGACUAUUCCCACUUCAUUAGCCAAUAUUUCCCGUCUGCAAAAUCUUUUUUGUGGAAACAAUCGCUUAAUGGGGAAAAUUCCUCCAGAAAUAGGGAAGCUAUCAAAUUUGAGAGAAUUAAACUUUGCCCAGAAUUAUAAUCUUAUUGGCGAGAUUCCAGAGGAUAUUUUUAAUAUAUCUUCUUUGGAAACAAUUAAUUUCAGUUCCAACAACCUCUCGCAUAGAAUUCUAACCUCUACAGGUCUUCAUCUUCCGAACCUUAAACAUCUUCACUUGUCAGACAAUCAGCUGGAAGGGGAAAUUCCAUUGUUCAUAACAAAUGCUUCCAAGCUUGAGACACUGGAUCUAGCUGGCAAUUUUCUCACAGGAACUAUUCCUAAUAAUUUGGGAAAUCUUCGUGAGCUGCGAUCACUGUUACUACAUCAUAAUCACCUUACCAAUGAACCAAGAGAGCACGAGUUGCGAUUCUUAAAUUCUUUGGUGGAUUGUAGGAUGUUGCAUUAUCUACUUUUGGGUUCCAAUCUGUUGAAUGGCGUUUUGCCCAAUUCUAUUGGGAAUCUUUCGUCUACUAUAGAAAUAUUAUAUAUAGGAGAUGCUCACCUGAAUGGCCUCAUCCCCCCAGGUAUAGGCAACAUGAGUGGCCUUAAUACCCUAGUCCUACAAUUUAACAAUUUGAUGGGAAAUUUCUACCGAACAACAAAUUUCAGGGACAUAUUCCAGAGGCAGUAUGCCAUUUAUCUAAUUUGGUUCAAUUAAGUCUAGGUGAUAAUGAGCUCGUGGGGUUAAUUCCAGCAUGUAUAGGA
Capsicum annuum is the source of this 1737-nucleotide messenger RNA. RefSeq names its product LRR receptor-like serine/threonine-protein kinase EFR. The record is from RefSeq and is a predicted model, not a curated record. Gene Ontology annotation, molecular function: protein binding. Lineage: Eukaryota; Viridiplantae; Streptophyta; Magnoliopsida; Solanales; Solanaceae. Bases 1004 to 1690 code for a protein of 228 amino acids. The transcript has 2 exons.